Molecule: messenger RNA, 2283 nt
Organism: Capsaspora owczarzaki ATCC 30864
Lineage: Eukaryota; Filasterea; Ministeriida; Capsasporidae
Exons: 16
Coding region: 52-2127 (691 amino acids)
Cellular component (GO): cytoplasm
Source: RefSeq, a predicted model, not a curated record
GACUUUUCUUUUCUACACUCCCCCUUUUCUUGGUUUUUGGAUUCCGACAACAUGGCGACGGUCAUCUCUGUGAUGCUCGUGAGCUUCCAUCACACUCACGGCCCUCAGGUGGAAUUCGCGUACCCGGCGAUGCCAGCGUCACCCUCGACCUCCGCCGCCGAGACGAGUGCUGCGAACGCAAGCAAUACUGUUCUUCCUACUGCUUUGUCGGCAGUGGUCCAGAGGCCCGUCUCAUCGGACAACCCGGCGUCGCACACGUCAUCGCUCCAUUCUGCCACUCAUACCGAAGCUGCUGCUGCUGCUGCUUCCGACGAGACUGCUUCCAAUACGGCUCGUGCAUCGUUUGGCAUGAACACGUCUACCGCUGCGAGCACCGAGUCAUCCGAACAUGCAGCUGCCGCUCCGACAGUGAAGCUGCCCGUCGCUUGGGCCCAGCUCCCGUUCCUCGCAAUGCCAGAUGGCGCCCAUUCGCGUACGUCCGAUUUGGUUUGCUUCACUCUCCCCAUGCCGACCGAUUUGUCGCUGUUGCCAAACCACAUCUCGCACGAGUCGUAUGCCAAAACGCAAACUGUGUUUGGAUUGGCCUGCUUUCGCCAGCAAGACGCAGCGUCGUUCAAGACACGUUCGGCAGACGUUACCCGCAACACUAUUCAAAAGUCUGUGGUGGUGUUGAGCUUGGUGCCCAUUUUUGGCUUUUUGAAGCAAAAGACAGUUGCCAUGACAGAGGCCCUGUUUGACCAGCGUGACUUUACCGACCUCACGCUCCUCGAGCUUUUUUACUCGAGUAUCUCUGCAACUCUCGCGUCAAAAAUGGAUGAAUCCAGCUUGUUCAUUGACCUGUCUUGUCGAUCCUUGGUUCUUUCAUUCAAGCAUCGAUUGCUCAUGCUCUACAAGGCACUGUUACUGGAGCGCAAGAUCAUCUUUGCCGGACCAACGCUCGAGGCUUCCUGCUUUUCCCAGCUCGCGUUGCUUUCAUUGAUGCCGGGCUUGGUUGAGAGCGGCUUGUUUGCCUGCGCCAAGCUCGGAUUUGGAGUAUCCGACUCUGAGCACGAGAGCAACAACAUUGCGACGACUCAGCCAAGUAUCUCGUCGUUCCCCACCGUCAUUACAGACGACUUGAUCAAGCCGGGCACCGUCAAGCAGCAAGAACACCGCGUAUUGUUGCGUCGACUGGCUCUGCCGUUUUCCGUCUUUGGCGAGGGUUGCGUGUUUCUGCCAUAUUUGAGCCUGUUGCAAUUGGACACGUUGCGCUCGGAAAAGGCCCGCGGCGUGCUGGCUGGCGUUUCGUCCAUGUUCCUCUUGCUCAGGCCCGACCACGAAUUGGCUGUGACUAUCGAUCUUGCCGCUCAGAAGAUUGAGUUUCACGAUGACGACGUGAAGGAUGCCGUAGCUCUCACAACCGAAGACUUGCGCUUCAUGAGCAAUAUUGUUUCGGCGGUAGAGUCAUACGAGGCCCGGGCUGGCGGUCAAGACCAAGAUGGCUUUGUUUGGGAAGGAAGCGACGGUUGGAUUCGCGCGCAGUUUGAGUCGUACACUGUUGCGCUAGCUGCCUCCACGCUUGCUCAGCAAACACUGUCCACGUCAGAAACGGCUGCGAGGUUGCGCGAUUUCGGUGCCCGCUUCAUUCAAACCUGGUGGACGACGGCAAACUUUGCAGAGUGGAAGCACCGAGUUGAUUCGGACGUUUUGGACACGGUUUCAGCCAGACAUCCUUUCGCUGGGCAACUGAGUGUCAACGAUGUGUCUAUUCGGCUCAAUACACUUGUUGCAUCGCUGGAUCCGUCGAUUGUUGAGACUGGCGGCAAAGUCACUUCCUCGAUUGUCGAGACUGGGGGCAAAGUGACCUCUGCGAUUGGCGGCGCCUUCGGGUCGUUCACCAAGAGCGUGUCAGAUGCGCUCAAGGAGAAGCCACACGACCCUACCUCUGAUCACGCCGCCGUGGAACCGACGGCGUCAGAGCAAGCAGCGCACGCCGUCAAGCACGCAGGAGCGCAGCUCUCCACUGCUGUCGGGAGUGCGUACCGGGGAAUGCUGAGUUUUUGGUCUUCUGGCUCCUCGGCUGCUCCUGCAGCACCACCCGCCACGAAAGCAGACGAUGCAAGUGCUGUUCCCACCUCUACGCCAUGAAGCAUGCAAUUGCAGGGUUGGUUGUUGAGUAGAGUUUUCGAUCUCGACCGAAAGAAGACACACCGGCCAUUCACCAACUUUCCCCUUUCCCCCCCCCCCUCCGCCAAAUCUGUAGCCGCUCUGUCGUUCAGUUUAAUAAAGUAUUGUAUCGCCUCA